Messenger RNA from Tyto alba (common barn owl), 2622 nucleotides. RefSeq names its product signal recognition particle 54 (gene SRP54). Lineage: Eukaryota; Metazoa; Chordata; Aves; Strigiformes; Tytonidae. Gene Ontology annotation, molecular function: GTPase activity; 7S RNA binding; GTP binding. The coding region runs from base 736 to 2250 and encodes 504 amino acids. Gene Ontology annotation, cellular component: signal recognition particle, endoplasmic reticulum targeting; cytosol. Gene Ontology annotation, biological process: SRP-dependent cotranslational protein targeting to membrane, translocation; SRP-dependent cotranslational protein targeting to membrane. The record is from RefSeq and is a predicted model, not a curated record. The transcript is spliced from 16 exons.
GCACACACAAUAUAGAUUAAAUCUAAAAUGUGCAAAUACAUUUGUAAAUAUAUUUGCAUCACUUAUUUAUCCUACAUCUUCUGAAACUUCUGAAGGGUUUGUUCUGUGUUGUGGCUUCCAUAUCGGAGCAGUUGGACUGGCAGUUGUUUUUUGUUUGGUUGUGUUUUUUGACCUUCCAGCUUAGUGGCAAUAUUAACUCUCAAUUAGACAAAGGAAUUUGGAGAUUGGCUUGCAUGGGUGACUUGUUUUAUCUGCUUUGGAAUAGAUCUUUGUACUUACAAUAACACAACAAGUACAAUCAUAAGCCUCACUUUCUGGGGCCUGUGCAGCUAGUAAAUCUCAGUGCAUAUAUAAUGAGCUUCUUUCUGUCUUGCUUAGGUUGGAGCUCUCUCUCUUAAAUCAGAAUGUAGCUAACAAUGUAUUCUUCAUUUUACUAAAUGGACCAGCCUUUCUUGUCUGUUUUCUUCUCUACUUGUUUGAGAGGGGAGUGGGGGAAGUCCUGAGAAGUCUCAAACUCUCAGCUGCUUUGAUUACAGAGGCUCUUGUUUGUUAUUGGGAAGUUUGCUUUCAGUUCUGAAAGGAGGAACUCAAAUGGGAGACUCUGAAUUCAGCUGUCAGCAAGCGAGUAGUUUCAGCCUGGUGUGAAAAAACAACUGUGAAAUUGGAAGAUAAACAAGAAGUAUCCAAAGUGCUCCUUUUCAUCAAUUCUUCUGAGUUGUACUUGAAGCCGCCAAAAUGGUUCUAGCAGAUCUUGGAAGAAAAAUAACUUCAGCAUUACGCUCACUGAGCAAUGCUACGAUUAUCAAUGAAGAGGUUUUAAAUGCUAUGUUAAAAGAAGUAUGUAAAGCAUUACUGGAAGCUGAUGUUAAUAUUAAACUUGUGAAGCAGCUCAGAGAAAAUGUCAAGUCUGCAAUUGAUCUUGAAGAAAUGGCAUCUGGCCUUAACAAAAGAAAAAUGAUUCAGCAUGCUGUCUUUAAGGAGCUUGUUAAGCUUGUAGAUCCUGGAGUCAAAGCAUGGACACCUACUAAAGGAAAACAGAAUAUUAUUAUGUUUGUUGGUUUGCAAGGAAGUGGUAAGACAACAACCUGUUCAAAGUUAGCAUACUUCUAUCAGAGGAAAGGUUGGAAGACGUGUUUAAUAUGUGCAGACACAUACAGAGCAGGUGCUUUUGACCAGUUAAAGCAGAAUGCCACAAAAGCAAGAAUUCCCUUUUAUGGGAGUUAUACAGAAAUGGAUCCUGUAAUUAUUGCCUCAGAAGGUGUUGAGAAAUUUAAGAAUGAAAACUUUGAAAUAAUCAUUGUUGAUACAAGUGGACGUCACAAACAGGAAGACUCCUUGUUUGAAGAGAUGUUACAAGUUGCUAAUGCCAUUCAACCAGAUAAUAUUGUUUAUGUGAUGGAUGCUUCCAUUGGCCAAGCUUGUGAAGCUCAAGCUAAAGCUUUCAAAGAUAAAGUAGAUGUAGCUUCUGUUAUUGUUACUAAGCUUGAUGGACAUGCAAAAGGAGGUGGAGCUCUUAGUGCAGUUGCUGCCACAAAGAGUCCUAUUAUUUUUAUUGGAACUGGCGAACACAUAGAUGACUUUGAACCCUUUAAAACACAGCCUUUCAUCAGCAAACUUCUUGGUAUGGGUGAUAUUGAAGGAUUGAUAGAUAAAGUAAAUGAGUUAAAGUUGGAUGAUAAUGAAGCACUCAUAGAAAAGCUCAAACAUGGUCAAUUUACAUUAAGAGAUAUGUAUGAACAAUUCCAAAACAUCAUGAAAAUGGGACCAUUCAGUCAGAUCUUGGGUAUGAUCCCUGGUUUUGGAACUGACUUCAUGAGUAAAGGCAAUGAACAGGAAUCAAUGGCAAGGCUAAAGAAACUGAUGACUAUAAUGGACAGUAUGAAUGACCAAGAACUUGACAGUACAGAUGGUGCCAAAGUCUUCAGUAAGCAGCCAGGAAGAAUCCAAAGAGUAGCAAGAGGUUCAGGUGUUUCUACCAGAGAUGUUCAGGAGCUUUUGACCCAGUACACUAAGUUUGCACAGAUGGUGAAAAAGAUGGGAGGCAUCAAAGGGCUUUUCAAAGGCGGUGAUAUGUCAAAGAAUGUAAACCCAUCUCAGUUGGCCAAACUGAACCAACAGAUGGCAAAGAUGAUGGAUCCAAGAGUUCUUCAUCAUAUGGGUGGCAUGGCAGGAUUGCAGUCAAUGAUGAGACAGUUUCAACAAGGUGCUGCUGGGAAUAUGAAAGGCAUGAUGGGAUUCAAUAAUAUGUAAAGCAGCCUUAAUAAAAAUGGACUUGGUUGACUCUUUGUUGCAACUUCGGUGAAAGAAUUUGCUUUCUUCCUUUUUACAGUGAUGGGGGAGUGGUCUUUUGAAAUCUUAUUCAGGCUUCUCAGUUUCUAUGUCUAAUUUCUGAAAACUAUUUUUGCUUAAACUAGUUCCUCUCCACUAAUACCUGAUGGCACAAAGAGUAAUUCAAUUUAAUAAAACAAAAUCAUGAUGUAAAAUUUUAAUAUUUAGAGACACUUUUUAAUUGUUUACAUCAAAUGGCAGCCAUUAUAUUUGUAAGCAACCCUGAUCUUUGGUUAUAGUAACAUAAAAUGUCACAAAUACACUGUAAAAUAAAAUUUAAGUGGUUAUAAACAA